AGCAACAGGCAGCAGCUCCAACACCUGAAGGCAGCCUCUGAUGGAAGAACUGAAGGGAGGAGCGACCAAAAAGGGCUGAAUCCCCUCUAAUUUCACUUUCCUUGGGCAGAGUGAGGCUGAGUUUACGAAGCUGUGACUCAGAAUCCCUCAGGGAACUUUGCCAACUCUGGUUUUUGGUCCCUUUCUCAGCCCUCAGCCCCCUGCUCUCCUGAGGAGGCUCUGAAGAUCCAGGGCCUCCUCUGACAGAAAGCAGAUCCUGAGCGAGCUCAGAAAGGAAGAAAAAAAGAACUCAGCAAUUCCUAGGAUUUAGAACCACCCUCUUCACCUCCAGGGACUCACUUCACGUUUUUAACAUGGCAGGAUUAGCAUCUCCAAGGGUUGGAAUUGUGCUUUUGGUUAAAGGCCCAACUUCAGGCCGAGGCCUUUGCCACACACAAAGCGUCACUGCGAGUUCAUUGGGGAUCUGUGCUCUGCUGCUGAUUAAAAUUUCUUUUUUCCAUUUUAAAGCAGUUUUGAAUGCAUUGAGCUCACCACGAGCAGUUUUCUCUCCCUUCCCCGUGUGCAGUGAAUUCAAUCAGGCAGGUAUCAAAGCCUCAUCUUAUCAGAGCACUUCCCCAGGAAACUCGUCAUGCUUCUGUGAACACAGGGCACCUGCCAAUAAGGCAAACCCAUUUUCAGAUUUAACUUUGGGAUAUUAUGUAUAAAAAGUAAGAGUACACAUCAAUUACCAGCAGAGCUGGCCUGGCCUACCAUCCAAAUGAAGUUGCCUAUCGUGAUUGCUUCACUUCUUGGAGUUUUCUUGGCUCCUGCUCUUGCCAACAAUAACAUGGAGAACAACUUUAAUGGGCAGCUCAGUGAAGACUCAAACCACUCUGAGAUCAGGGUCAGCACCAACCCAAGGGAGGGCUCUGAGGACUGGAAAACCAUCUGGGACUUCAAGACCGGCUAUGUUGCAACCAAGGUGUUUUCCAAGAACACCUGCAUCAUUGCUACAACCAGCAAGAGGUUUUGGCUUGGCAAACACUUUUCUGCACCUCUGCAGGGAUCUGGGCCUCAGCAGCUGGCACCCCGGGAGAAUCGCUUCCUCAUCUCCAGGGACAGACUCCAAAGCUUGAGCCCAUUUGGAAAACGCAUCCAAGCCCUGUGCAGAGGAAUUCCCUCUUACCUCGCUUACCCAGCUCCCGGAUCAAACUUUUUAAGAGGAUCAAACUUCUCAUCAGGAUCAAACUCCUCAGGGCGAGAUGCUUCGUGAUUGAAAUUGAAGAUUAAUGAACUCCCUGCUUAUUACUGAUAAAGUUUACAGAAGAAAAUUCAUAGAACUGUGUACCCAUGAGAUUUUUCUCCUCGAUAAUCUUCUCUUGAUUAUAUUUUCAAUCAUUUAUCUUUCUUCUGCUCUGUGUGGAAGCUGUUGAGUCUCAGUAAAAUUUAUCAUCAACCUACA
Cyanistes caeruleus (blue tit) is the source of this 1441-nucleotide messenger RNA. Its product is annotated as gastrokine-1-like. The record is from RefSeq and is a predicted model, not a curated record. Lineage: Eukaryota; Metazoa; Chordata; Aves; Passeriformes; Paridae.